AUGUCGUUAGCAGAUGAACUAUUAGCAGAUCUUGAAGAAACCGAUGAUAAUGAUCAUGAUAUGGAAGAACCAGAACCGGAUUUUAUUCCGGCUUCUGUUUCUAAAACCAUCGAAGAAGUGAUAAAAGUCGCUUCUGUGAGGGAAUUAGCCAAACUUCGGGAUUCGGAUCUAUUACAGAAAGUGAUGGCUCAGAUAGAAAAAUAUAAUAAAGUACCUAGAAAGUCGGCUGAUAUUAUUGGGCCUGUAGAAUCUGAUCCAGAAUAUCAACUUAUUGUUGAAGCUAAUAAUAUGGCUGUAGAUAUUGAUGAUGAAAUAGCUACUAUACAUCGAUUUACAAGGGAUAAAUAUUCUAAAAGAUUUCCAGAAUUAGAAUCUUUAGUUGUUGGUCCAUUAGAGUAUGUAAUGACAGUUAGGGAAUUAGGAAACGAUUUAGACAGAGCAAAGAAUAAUGAAACAUUACAACAAUUUCUUACCCAAGCUACAAUUAUGGUAGUUUCUGUUACUGCUUCAACAACACAAGGUCAAUUAUUGACAGAAGAAGAAAAGGAAGCUAUUUGUGAGGCUUGUGACAUGGCAGUGGAAUUGAAUAAUUGCAAAUUAAAAAUAUUUGAAUAUGUUGAGAGUAGAAUGGCAUUUAUUGCACCAAACCUUUCUGUGAUAGUGGGUGCAUCAACAGCAGCAAAAAUUAUGGGUGUUGCAGGAGGUUUGACAAAACUUUCAAAAAUGCCAGCUUGUAAUGUUCUAGUCUUAGGAUCUCAAAAAACAACAUUAUCUGGAUUUUCUCAAGUUGCAACACUGCCUCAUACUGGAUUUAUAUAUUAUUCUGAUAUUGUACAAGACACCCCACCAGAUUUACGAAGAAAAGCAGCAAGACUUGUAGCAGCAAAGAGUAUGUUAGCUGCCCGUGUUGAUGCAGCCCAUGAAAGUACAGAUGGCCAUAUUGGUCAAAUGUUUCGUGAAGAAAUUGAAAAAAAGCUAGACAAGCUUCAAGAACCACCUCCAGUGAAAUUUGUAAAACCUUUGCCAAAACCUAUUGAUCCAGGACGAAAGAAGCGCGGUGGUAAACGUGUCAGGAAAAUGAAGGAACGUUACGCUAUUACUGAAUUCAGGAAACACGCAAAUAGAAUGAACUUCGCUGAUAUUGAAAAUGAUGCCUAUCAAGAAGACCUUGGUUAUUCGCGUGGAACAAUUGGUAAAGCGGGAACAGGCCGUAUUCGAUUACCACAAAUUGACGAAAAAACAAAAGUACGAAUAUCAAAAACACUCCAGAAGAAUUUACAAAAACAGCAGCAGUGGGGUGGUAGUACAACAGUUAAGAAACAAGUUUCUGGCACAGCAUCUAGUGUUGCAUUUACACCAUUACAGGGUUUGGAAAUAGUAAAUCCACAAGCCGCAGAGAAGAAACUAAAUGAAGCAAACGCUAAAUAUUUUUCAAAUACUGCUGGAUUUUUGAAAGUUAAGAAGGCGUGA
This is a messenger RNA of Habropoda laboriosa, 1470 nucleotides long. It is a transcript of the gene Prp31, whose product is annotated as U4/U6 small nuclear ribonucleoprotein Prp31. Lineage: Eukaryota; Metazoa; Arthropoda; Insecta; Hymenoptera; Apidae. The transcript is spliced from 8 exons. The record is from RefSeq and is a predicted model, not a curated record. Gene Ontology annotation, cellular component: precatalytic spliceosome; U4/U6 x U5 tri-snRNP complex; U4 snRNP. Bases 1 to 1470 code for a protein of 489 amino acids. Gene Ontology annotation, biological process: mRNA splicing, via spliceosome; spliceosomal tri-snRNP complex assembly.